Messenger RNA from Pyrus x bretschneideri (Chinese white pear), 795 nucleotides. Its product is annotated as RPM1-interacting protein 4-like. Lineage: Eukaryota; Viridiplantae; Streptophyta; Magnoliopsida; Rosales; Rosaceae. The transcript has 4 exons. The coding region runs from base 1 to 795 and encodes 264 amino acids. The record is from RefSeq and is a predicted model, not a curated record.
AUGGAUGAUCCACAAACAAACUGCAAUUCUUCUGUCGACAUUAAGCAGAAAAAACCCCAUGUCCCAAAGUUUGGGGACUGGGACAGUGACAACAUAUCAUACACUGCAUGUUUUGAAAGUGCUCGUAAAAAUGGAGUGAAGGGAAAUCCAAAUGAUCCCGAAGACAACCCAGAGGCCUUCAAGAGCAUGCUCAAGUCCUCCGCCGCACAACCUGCUUACAUGUCCACGAGUUCGAGCAGCAAACCACGAACCUCAAGCGAAAAAGUACGCCAAACUGAAGGAGACAAUAGCCACCGUGCGCAUCAGCGACAUGGCAUUGCGCAUGAGCAUAGGGUUUCUGGAGGGAGCCGCAAGAGUUACACAUCGGAGUCUGGCAGCGAAAGGAGCAACUCUGAUUAUUCGCUCUUGCAGCAACAACCGAGACACCACCGUGAGAGAUCUGAUAGAAAAAGUAGCUUGGCUUCAUCAGGAAGUGAUCGUAGUCAUAGCGCUUCCAAUUCCCAGAGCAAGCCUAAUAGUACUGGCAGUAGCACUCAUCAGUCCAGUAAUCAUAUUCAACACGAUACUCAUACUAGAGUAGCUUCAAUACCCAAAUUUGGGGAUUGGGAUGAAGAAGAUCCCCAAUCUGGUGAAGGUUUUACUUACAUAUUUGAACGAGUGAAGGAAGAAAAGAAAACUGCAUCAAAGUUCCCAAAUGUGCCUCAGCAAGCACGCAACAAUCUCAACAGCGCAAAUAAAAGUGGAAAAUCGCCUUCCAAAUCAAAGAGUUGGUGCUGCAUAUUUUCAAGUAAAUAG